AUGGGGUUGAGUUCGCCAACUGGAUCUUGCGCUGCUGGUUUCUACUGCCCAGCAAACUUCAGCUCCUUCAGCCCAACUGCAUUCCUGUGCCCGGAGGGCCAUUUCUGCCUGUCUGGGGCGGCCUAUCCAACUCCAUGUCCCACUGGAGAAUAUCAGCCCAACCGAGGCUCAGCACAUUGCCUUCCUUGCCCAUCAGGGUUCUACUGCCAUGAGGCUUUUCCUGCAGAACCCAAGCAUUGCCCACCACAUUCAUAUUGUCCUGAAGGUACUUUGGCUCCCCUUCCAUGCCCCGAUGGCACUUUUACUUUUCAAGAUGUUUUUGGGCUGCGAAAAGAGAGAGAUUGUCUUCCUUGCUCCCCUGGUCACUACUGCAGGGGAGGGCGGAUGGAGGGACCAUGUGCCGCUGGCUUCUUCUGCCAAGAGGGGAGUGCUGAUGCCACACCACAGGGUUACAACUUCACUUGGGCUCCCCUGGCUGACUGUCUAUGGGGAGAAAGAUGUGCAGGCCGUUGCCCGUCAGGAUUCUACUGCCCAGAAGGCUCAGCAGCACCCAUUCCAUGUCCAGAUGACACCACAGGUUCUCCCCCAGGUGCCAAGCAAAGAGGAGACUGUCUGCCCUGCCCACCAGGUCGCUGGUGCAAAACAGAAUAUUCCAUGGUUUUUCCAUGUCCCUUUGGGUCCAACUGCCAAGGGAUGAAUCUCACCAAUCCCCUUGGACCACAGACCCUCCAGCAAUGUCCCAAGCAGGCUUUCCAAACAGAAUUUGGGACCGAGGGACAACCAGAUUACCAACUCUGCAUGUCAGAAUGCCAGUGUCCUCCAGCAGAACCCACUGCCCUCAGAGAGUACCCUUGUGCCCCAGGACACUGGUGCCCAGGCAGAAAAGAUGCCUUUCUUUGCCCACCUGGUUCCUACAGGACUCAUCCUGGAGCUACAUCUGUGGAAGACUGCUUGCCCUGCCCAUCUGGAUUUUUCUGUCCAGAUCCAGGAAAGUCAGGGGUGCCAAACAUCCAUGGACUACCUUGUGAAGCAGGUUAUGAAUGUCCACUAGGUUCAUCUCAUCCUUCAAAAUGUCGUCCUGGCUCUUUGUGUGGACCCCGCACAGGAAUCCCACCUCUGUGUCCAGCAGGGUAUUAUUGUCCUGAAGGGUCAUCGACAUAUAAGAUUCUGGGCCAGCUGUGUGUCUAUCCCUACUACUGCCCUCCUGGAACUGCUCAACCGCAGCUGUGCCAAGCUGGUUAUAUAGCCCUGAAUGUGACGGGUCUUAGGGACUCCUCAGAGAAAUGUUGCAGGGCCUGUAAUGCUGGUACCUACAACAGCAAUUUGGAUUCCCACCCACCCUGUUUGCCCUGCCCAGCAGGAUUCAGCUGUCCUCCAGGCACUGCAAGUUUCCUCCAGCAUCCCUGUCCCCGAGGAUAUUUCUGUCCUCCCCAGACCUCUUCUCCUAUGCCUUGUCCUCCAGGCACCUAUGGGAACAGAAGCCUCACAAAGCACCUGGAGGAAUGCAAUCUGUGCCCUGCUGGUUUUUUCAAUCAUGUGCCUGCCCAGACUGGCUGUUUUCCAUGUGGGAGCUCCUCAAGAUCAAGAGAAGGUGCGACUAAUUGCACCUGCCUAGGUUUGCACCGGAGUUUUCAGGAAUCAGAUGGCUCUUGCAUCUGCCAAGCGGGAUACCUUUACUAUGAUGAAAGAGGGAAAAAAAGCUUGGAUAGCAACAGUGACCAAGAUUGCCAACCACAGAUAGAGGAGCGCUGUGCUCCAGGGGAGAUUCGCCUGGCAUCCACACGCGAGUGUGUCAUCCCUGAACUGUAUAACUGCUCCCUAGUUUGUAAUCCAGGGAAUGGAGAACUUCACGCCGAGCUUGGCAUAUGCCACUGUGAACAGUACAUUUCUGCCGAAGAACUCUGUGAUCAGCUGUGCUUGCUGCGAUCCCCUCGAUUUUCUCUCAGGUUUGGCCCUGCAAGAGAGCUGCUCCUCACCGUCCAGGGGGCUGAGGAACGAGAGAUACCAAAUAUACUUGGACCAGAUCAUCACAUUCAGAAAAUCCAGCAGGUCCAUCUGACUCUCUUUGGCCCCAGUGGUGUUUUGGGCUUCCUUCCUUCCAACCCAGACAUGAUUGAUUCAUUCCUAUCAGGUAAGGUUUAGUCAGUGAUGGGGAGACAUCGGCGAGAUGCAUCACGCCAACAUUUGCCUACAAUCCCAAAUCCUGUUGCCUGUUUGGUGGUGGGAGAUGCUAUGCUCUUCCAGCUCAGCGUUAAUCCCUCCAAUCGGGCUUCCAGCCACUACCCUGUCUAUCAGAAGGAACAUCUCUACAACAGCAACCCCCACUGGGAUUUUGGUGCCUUCAGAAGGCUGGACCACCUCAUCCAAGAGACCCAGCUCAACAUUUCCAGGUUCAGCCAUGUUUUUCUAGAACCUGGAACCUACGUGUUUCGGGAUAAUGCCAUUGAAAACCGGAUGCUAAUUGUGGUAGUGAAUAAGCACAGCCUGGGGUGUGGUCCCCACACAGCCUCCUUCCAGCCUUCCUCUCCAUACCAGCUGGCUCGGCAUGGAAUCUUAAAGCACCCGGUGCUGAAUAUUGCCCCCGACUGGGCAGUUAUUGCAGUUGUCCUUUUCAUCUUGGGCUUCCUGACCAUGGUGCUGACUGCUCUCUUUUUCCUACUGAGGCCUCCCAGCUGCACACCCAACCCAAUGAAGAACUGGAAGCCCCGAUGGAGGAGCUUAGGAGAAUAUCACAUCCCACCAGAGUAUGUGCUUAUUAAAGAGAGCCUCCAGGUCAACACAGCCCUUGGAUCUGAAAGCUCUGGAGAAGAACUCAAUGUCAGAGGAGAAAACUUUCCUGGAUUAUGUGGCAAUCAGAUCACAAUAAAACAUCUGGAAGACUUCAGUGUUCGCACCUUGUAUGACAAGCUAGAAGACCAGAAUUUACAUCUGGCAUCACAGCUUGCAAAACACCGGGCUGAAGUUUCAGUGUUUUAUCGAGGGAUCAGUCAGAAAAUUCAAAGCCUUUGGGAUAUGAUACAAGCAGUGGAUUUGAACAAACUGAAGGGUUCCGAAAAAGGCAAGGUUUUGCAUGAAAGAAACCAGGUCACCUUCAUCUCAGAUAAGGAGACCCAACAGAGUGAAAAUUCUCCAGCUAAAUUGUCAGGAGUCUUGAAAGCAAUGGGCUACUCAGGGGCUGAGUGGCAGGAGGCAACUGAGUUAAUGAAAGUCCUGGGAAUUUUGCUGCAAAAAAUCCAGCAUCAGAAAGUAGCAAUGAAACAAGAAAAGGCCCACAAACAUGAUGAUGCUGAGGAUCCCAGACUGGACAAAGGAAAACAGGCUGCGGCUGAGAAGCAAUGCAUGGACACCCAUUUUCUGCAGCAACUCUUGCUGCCCAGUGAGAUAAGUCCCUCCUCCUCCCAUUGGUGUGAAGAUGAAGGUAUGGAUCCACAGCUCCACAAGAACAUCCUGUUUGCUUGUGUGAAUGAGCUGCAAGUGGAGGCCCUAAUAGCAACUUCUCCCCUUGCCAACACCCUAUGUGAAAUCAAACAUUUUCUGGAGGAAACACACCAGCACCCUUGCUCUUUUCCUUUUCCAGGAGCAAGGGGAAAUGAUGACAACCAUCUUUCUACUGGCUCCAGCAACAGUACCUUGAUCACCACAAACAUAGCCAGUUUAUCACCUCAGCAAUUUGUGGUUUAUCGUUUUGGCUGCACCGUGGCACACCUGAUGGGAAGAGUCUUCUCUUUGCCAGCGCUGGUACUUCUGUUGGCUGAAGCAAUCCCUCAACAACACUCCAUGGGAGAUCAGAAGGCCACCUGGCUCACCAAAGAUUCGUACUACGAUGCUAACAACCAUUUCCUGUACAUUCUUUCAUCCCAUCUGGACAAUGCUGGGGUAUUUGUGGCAGUGUUGCUGAAUGCCAUGGCCAGCAUCAAAGCAGGCCCUAUGCAAGCCAACCACAUAAUCCCUGGAUUUUUGAAAGAGCUCAACAAAGCCAUCACAGCUCUAGCAGAUGCUUUUUUCCACUGUUCUUGGGGAGCAGUGGAGAUGACAGAGAAGAAAUCUGUGCAAAAUUACUCACCACUUUGUUUAGCUGCUCGGUUGAGUUUUGAAGAACUGUUGAGUGUUCAGAUGUGGUCCAGGCUUGGCUCCCUUGAGAGAGAUCCAGAAGAAAGGUUGCAAAAGGGCACAGCUUUCCAGCUGCAAUCAGAGUUCCAAAACAUAUUAGAAAAAUCAGAACAAAAUGGAAAGGAGGUAAAAAUUGCAGAGCUGGAAGAAAGGUUGGAUAGCUUGAAUAAGGACUUCUUGCAGCUCACACAACAGGCCUCAAUGACCCAGAAAGAGGAGGAACUUCUAGAUCAGGAGCUCAGGAUGCUAGAACAAUCAGCCUUGCAUAUGUCUUUGGAUGCUCUCCCCAAGGAGGAACCACAGCACUUCUUUGAACUUCUUGAAUUGUGUACUCUGAAGAGAGACCAACGUCAACUACUGGAAGCAAAGAAGAAGUUUACUGCACAACAGAUCAAAGAUGUUGAAUCUAAACUGGCUCAACAUCUGAAUCUUCAGAGUAGCCACCCAUCACCAACUGAAGCAAGGGUGACCUAG
This is a messenger RNA of Python bivittatus (Burmese python), 4584 nucleotides long. Lineage: Eukaryota; Metazoa; Chordata; Lepidosauria; Squamata; Pythonidae. The record is from RefSeq and is a predicted model, not a curated record.